AUGGGUGGAAGUAGCACGACCGAUGAAUGGAAGAAAACUGCGGAUACAACAAAUAUGCGCCAAGAAGAUAUAAAGGCAGCAGGAGUAGAAGGAUCAAAAAGGCCACCAGGACAAAACCCCGGAGGAGUAUUACAUCAAAGGCGUAAUUUACCAUUUUCAAUGACUACUAUGGCCAUGGCCGGUCUUGCUAUUACAGCAGCUACAGCUUAUUUUACUUUAUAUGUCAAGAAAAAACCUGAAGCUGAUGCCGUUGAUGUCGCCAAAGUCACAACCGGAACUGCCAGUCCUGAAAAUACUCGUCCUCGACAGUAA
Molecule: messenger RNA, 312 nt
Organism: Papaver somniferum (opium poppy)
Lineage: Eukaryota; Viridiplantae; Streptophyta; Magnoliopsida; Ranunculales; Papaveraceae
Exons: 1
Coding region: 1-312 (103 amino acids)
Source: RefSeq, a predicted model, not a curated record